Molecule: messenger RNA, 4344 nt
Organism: Pseudopipra pipra
Lineage: Eukaryota; Metazoa; Chordata; Aves; Passeriformes; Pipridae
Gene: PPP6R3
Product: protein phosphatase 6 regulatory subunit 3
Exons: 25
Coding region: 289-2928 (879 amino acids)
Cellular component (GO): cytosol; nucleus
Molecular function (GO): protein phosphatase regulator activity; protein phosphatase binding
Source: RefSeq, a predicted model, not a curated record
CGCCGGAGCCGCCAUGUCCGCCAUCUUGAAGCGUCGGUGAUGGUGGCGAGUGGAGGUUUUCCCGCCUGAGCGGAGGCACCCGGGGCCUGUGGCGGGGGACGCGCUGCGGAGGAAGAAAUCUGCUUCAUCUAAUUCAAUGCUAAUUCAGUCCUGCUAAUCUGCUAAUACUGUAGAUUGAAAGAUUUUUUUGCUGUUGCCAGGAUACCCUGUAAUGGGCAAGGAGCCUGAGAGAAUACAAAACGUUCUGAUUUUUUAACUUUUAAAAACUUUUGUGUUUAACAGACCAGCAUGUUUUGGAAAUUUGAUCUCCAUUCGUCAUCGCACAUAGAUACACUUCUAGAGAGAGAAGAUGUAACACUGAAGGAAUUGAUGGAUGAAGAGGAUGUUCUGCAAGAGUGCAAGGCUCAGAAUCGCAAACUUAUAGAGUUUCUGCUGAAGUCAGAAUGUUUGGAAGACUUAGUUUCAUUUAUUAUUGAAGAGCCACCUCAAGACAUGGAUGAAAAAAUUCGAUAUAAAUACCCAAACAUAUCAUGUGAGCUGCUUACAUCAGAUGUCUCACAGAUCAAUGAUCGGCUGGGAGAAGAAGAAUCCUUACUCCUGAAACUGUACAGCUUCCUCUUAAAUGAAUCUCCUCUAAACCCUCUACUGGCCAGUUUCUUCAGCAAGGUGUUAAGUAUUCUUAUAAGCAGAAAACCAGAACAGAUUGUGGAUUUUUUAAAGAGGAAGCAUGAUUUUGUAGACCUCAUUAUUAAGCACAUAGGGACCUCUGCUAUCAUGGAUUUGUUGCUCAGGCUACUGACUUGCAUAGAACCUCCACAGCCCCGGCAAGAAGUGCUAAAUUGGCUUAAUGAGGAGAGAAUUAUCCAGCGGCUUGUGGAAAUUGUACACCCAUCUCAAGAUGAAGAUAGGCAUUCAAAUGCAUCACAGUCACUCUGUGAAAUUAUUCGUCUAAGCAGAGACCAGAUGUUACAAGUACAGAACAGCUCAGAACCAGAUCCAUUGCUGGCAAGUUUAGAGAAACAAGAAAUCAUAGAGCAGCUCCUGUCUAAUAUUUUUCAUAAAGAAAAAAAUGAAUCUGCAAUAGUCAGUGCAAUCCAAAUACUAUUGACCUUACUUGAGACAAGACGACAGACAUUUGAAGGCCAUAUAGACAUCUGUCCUCCAGGCAUGAGCAAUUCCACAUACUCUGUCAACAAAAGUGUUUUAGAAGCCAUAAAAGCACGACUUUCAUCCUUCCAUGAACUCCUACUUGAGCCUCCAAAAAAAAGUGUCAUGAAGACAACCUGGGGUGUACUGGAUCCACCUGUGGGAAACACGCGUUUAAAUGUGAUUAGAUUAAUAUCUAGCCUUUUACAGACGAAUACGAGCAGUGUGAAUCAGGAGCUUAUAGAACUUAACAGCAUAGGAGUAAUACUGGACAUGUUUUUUAAGUAUACAUGGAAUAACUUUCUGCACACUCAAGUAGAAAUCUGUAUUGCAUUGAUUCUUGCAAGUCCUCUUGAAAGCACGGACAAUGGCACAAUUACAGAUCAGGAUUCCACUGGGGACAAUCUCUUACUGAAACAUCUCUUCCUUAAGUGCCAAUUAAUAGAAAGAAUACUUGAAGCGUGGGAGAUGAAUGAAAAGAAACAGGCUGAAGGAGGAAGACGGCAUGGCUACAUGGGUCACCUGACAAGGAUAGCAAACUGCAUUGUGCAUAGUACAGAUAAGGGGCCAAACAGUACACUAGUCCAGCAGCUCAUUAAAGAGCUUCCAGAAGAUGUCAGAGAGCGAUGGGAGACAUUCUGCACAAGCUCUUUAGGAGAAACUAACAAGAGGAAUACAGUGGACCUGGUCACUACCUGCCACAUCCACUCCUCCAGCGAUGAUGAAAUCGACUUUAAAGAAACUGGCUUCUCACAGGAUUCUUCCUUGCAGCAGGCCUUUUCUGAUUAUCAGAUGCAACAAAUGACGUCCAAUUUUAUUGACCAGUUUGGCUUCAACGAUGAGAAGUUUGCUGAUCAAGAUGACAUCGGCAAUGUUUCUUUUGAUCGGGUCUCGGACAUCAACUUUACCCUCAAUACAAAUGAAAGUGGCAAUAUAGCCUUGUUUGAGGCAUGCUGUAAGGAACGGAUACAGCAGUUUGAUGAUGGUGGCUCUGAUGAAGAAGACAUUUGGGAAGAAAAACAUAUUGCCUUUACACCAGAGUCCCAGAGGCGUUCCAGUUCGGGCAGUACGGACAGUGAAGAAAGUACAGAUUCUGAAGAAGAGGAUGGAACGAAACAAGACUUGUUUGAGUCGCACACCAACACAGAAGACAAAAUGGAAGUAGACUUAAGUGAACCACCUAACUGGUCAGCAAACUUUGAUGUACCCAUGGAGACUGCUCAUGGUGCCAGUCUGGAUUCUGUUGGGUCUGGUGUGUGGAGUACUGAAGCACCUAUGCCAGCAAAAGAAACUGGCUGGGCUUCAUUUUCUGACUUCACAUCCUCUUUGAGCUCAAAAGAUUCCUUAAGAAGUAAUUCUCCUGUGGAAAUGGAAACAAACACAGAUCCAGGUGAUCCCUUGAGUGCAAAUGUAACUGCUCUUGCAACACAGCUAGAGACCCCAGGAAGUGUUGCUAUGGAGGCCAGCUCAGAUGGAGAGGAUGAUGUAGAAAAUGCAGAUAAGGUAACUGAAACAGUCAUGAAUGGCAGCAUGAAGGAGACACUGAGCCUAACUGUAGAUGCUAAAACUGAAACGGCUGUUUUCAAAAGAGUGUUGAAAUCCUAUCGUGAGGAAGGAAAAUUGUCUACCUCGCAGGAUCCUUCUUGUAAAUAUGUAGUAGAAGAGAAUACAGAGGUUGCAGAAGAGGUCCCUUCAGCUCUUCAGCCUACUAACAGCAGUCCGGAACAGAGGACUGAUCAACACACCCAUUUAGGAGAGGCAUCCGUUAAUGGCCCUGUAUGAUAUGUGAUGUCUGCUACCUUGGCUGAAGAGGAAGAACUGAUGUCCAGGUGUUUAAGUAUUUCUUGAGGAUUUCAUCUAGACCCUGUUGAAGCCAGUCACUGCUGCACUAAUUUCGCAAGGAAUCAGGACCAGCAACAUUUAUAUUCUAGAUUUUAAGACAUUGUACAGAAAUUCAUAAGUGUAAAAAUAUUGCACAUUGAAAAAUACCAAUAAUUUUUGCGUAUGUUUAUAUUGUAUUGUUCUAAAUAACGGGGGGCCUGUGAAAUAAGAUCUUGCUACCCAUGUAAUGACAGUAGUGUUACUAUAGUUAAAAUGGCUGUAAGAAUAGUUUUAUAAAAAAAGUGAAUACAAAAAUCUAAUGUAUUUGAGACAUAACUAUUUGACGAUUAGUGUGACCAAAGUAUUUAGCAGUUUUCUUACAUUUUUCACCUUGUAAAAAAGAAAAAGAAAAUUCAUGUUUUUUCUGAAACUGAAAUGCCCUAUAAAUGUUAUUUUGGUUGUUUUAGCUUACAAAAGUGAUUUAAAUAAGAAUUUUUUGGUGUUCAACAUUUUACAACAGGUUUUUUAAUUGGUAAUUGUUUUCUGUAUUGUUCAAAACAGAUCAAAAAAUGUAAGUCUAUUGGUAGAGAUUUUAAGUAUUUAUUGCAACAGCUUAGUUGACAAAUUGAUGUUACUGUAAAGCCAUAUGUUCUGUUAAGUCUAGUUUGCUUGAAACAAUACCUUACAGGUGAAACACUAGAAUAUUUGGAGUGCACAUGGCUUGUUGUGUUUAAGUGGUUCACCUGCCUUUUAAACAGUUCACCAAGAUUUAGUUUCAAUACCAAGCAUUAUACAAUGGAACAUUUCAGAACAAUCUGCGUAUUUAAAACGCUAUAAUCCUUUUAGACAAGUCAAGUAAAUGAAAUGCCCGUGCUGCUAAUGUAAUUACAGUACAUGCAUUUUAAAAGUAAAUAGUGUUUUUAAUACAAAUUUUGGCAGCAGAGCAUGUUAAUUGUUAAUUUCACUGUACUGAUCUGUGUGAGGCUUUCAUUUGUAUGUUCUAAACCAGUUUUUUCACAGCUGGUUUGUGUAUAUAUAUAGUGAUUAUGGAAACUAAUUCUGUGUAAUUUAUAAUUUUCUAUGUCAGUGUAAAAUUCCAACAGCCUUCUCAAACAAACAGAAGCAAUAUACUGUAUAUUGCCACAUUGUCUGGUGAAAGGGUUAAAAUACUCCUGCACUUUUAGAUGCAAAUCCAUUUUUGUUUCUGUAAUAUUCAUUUAUUUUUUACAUCAUUUGUUUUCCUGACCAGUAUUUAAAGCCAAAAUGAUACUCUAAACGAUGGCCAAUGAUUUAUUUUAGAAGGCGUCCCAAGCAACGUGCCUAAACAUUACAUUGCAUACAGAAAUAAAAAAACCCACAUGUAUGUCAUUGCCCUUA